CACAAUCUUUGCAACUCUCUAUCUCUCUCUCUCUAAAAGCCCUUUUCUGCAACUCCGUUAUUCUCUCUCUAGAAGCCCAUUUCUUCUGUAGUUCACUUCUUUUUUACAAAAAUGGCAAAAGGAUUAACAAAGCUGAAAUCGGUAAUGAAGAAAUGGCAAUCAUUUGGCAAAAGAUCAUCAAACGGAAGCUCAAUAGCACAUAACUCAUCACUAUCAUCUUCAAUAUCUUCAUCAUCAUCCGAUGAUCAACAUCAAAUGUAUAUGGCUCAAGGAGAAGGUGAUCUUCACCCAGUUUACGUUGGAAAAUCAAGACGCCGUUAUCUUAUUAGUUCGGAAAUUAUUGAGAAUCCGUUAGUUAAAGAGCUAGUGGACCGUUCAAGUGGGUCAGAUUCUUUUACAGUUGGUUGUGAAGUGGUUUUGUUUGAGCAUUUACUGUGGAUGCUGCAAAAUGCUGACCCUCAGCCUGAAUCUCUUGAUGAAUUUGUUGAUUUCUAUGCUUGUUAAUUAAUCAUCAUGAUCUUGAUGAUCAAUGGUGAUUGAUUCAUGAAGAUGAGUUUUUGUGUAUUUGCAGUGAUACACAUUAUAAAAAAGAAGUUUGUAAAUUUUAUUUUUAUUAUUUGAGGUUUAAUUAAGAACA
Molecule: messenger RNA, 637 nt
Organism: Papaver somniferum (opium poppy)
Lineage: Eukaryota; Viridiplantae; Streptophyta; Magnoliopsida; Ranunculales; Papaveraceae
Product: auxin-responsive protein SAUR78-like
Exons: 1
Coding region: 112-504 (130 amino acids)
Biological process (GO): response to auxin
Source: RefSeq, a predicted model, not a curated record